Messenger RNA from Cricetulus griseus (Chinese hamster), 1101 nucleotides. The record is from RefSeq and is a predicted model, not a curated record. Lineage: Eukaryota; Metazoa; Chordata; Mammalia; Rodentia; Cricetidae.
AUGGUCAGUACCAGGGAUGAUGAAGAAGGAGAGGCAGAGGAUGAUGAGGAUGAGGAUGAGGAUGAGAAUGACAAAGAGGAAGAAGGCUUGGAAGACAUUGUUGAUGAAGGGGAUGAAGGUGAUGAAGAUGGUGAUGAAGAGGAGGAAGGCAGGUGUAGGGCUCAGCAGCGGGGCGCUCUUAUGGCCUUAGACGAGGCGCCCCAGGGCCUGACUGCUUGCAGCAGCACAGGAGUGGCUUGCGAAGAGGAAUGCCAGAUGUUUAGUCAACCAAGUACAUCCUUUGUAAAAGUUCCAGCAACGGGGAAGAGACAGAAAAAGACAGUGAAAGAAAAUGGCUGUAAACCAAAGGAGAAAGCAGGAGAUGCUGAGGUGCCAAAGCCCACCCGUAGGAAGGUACCAAUUCCUCCUCUACCAGCCCAUCUGCCCCCAGUGAACUUGAUUCACCGAGAUGUUUUGCGGGCAUGGUGCCAGGAGAUGAAGCUGAGCAGCAAAGGCCAGAAAUUAGAUGCUUAUAAACGACUCCUUGCAGGGGCUUUCCCAGAACAAAUGCACGACUUAAAGAAUGUGCCUGACACACCAAAAGAGGCCAGGGUGAAGACAUUUCGGAAAAAAAUGAAGGUAGAAGAGGGGGAAAUGCCUUGUUCUCAGAUGACAAUUCCUCUGGAAGUGGUCCCUGUACCCCAGGAGCAGUUACCUGCCCUUACUGAGCCUCCUGUCCUCUAUGAAGAAGUCACCACCACCGUUGCAACAAGUGCCUCUGAGGCAGUACUGGCAUCUUGGUCCAAAAUUGUAGCCCAGGCUAAUCAUAAUAUGAAGAAGAAGAAUGAGUCUGUGUGUUCUACUGCAACAGCAGAGACCUCUGGUUCCACAGAAGAAUUGUGGUGUGUGGUUCAUGGGAGAAGCUUUACUGAAAGCACAAAAGGUUGGGUUCGGCUGCAGUUCCACGGUGGACAAGUCUGGGUCCCUGACAAGAAGGGAAAAGUGAUUGCCCUUUUCCUGCUUCCAGCCUGCAACUUCCCACCCCCACACCUGGAGGACAACCUUCUGUGCCCCAGAUGUAUUCACAGGAACAAGGUCUUAAAUAAGAGUCUCCACGACUAA